CUCGUUUGGCUCACGUGUAGGAAAUCGAGGGAAAAGUUGUUUUUGUAUGUACGGGCAGAAGUAUGGGUAUAGAAUAAAUCACGUUCGUUUGGUGUUUGUGAAAAUGAAUUUAAUGUUCAACACAUCAGCUGUUAACAACACAGCCUGUUUUUCAAUAAUAGUCAUAUGAUUGGCUCUGUAAACUAGAGGAUGAGACCGGUUUUUCUUGUGUCUGCACUGGGGACACUGCUUUUGGCUCUGAUUUACCAGUCAGAAUGGUUGUCAACAUUUAUUAUUGGUGGAAUAUUGGCGGUUGCUUUAGGAUUGGCAAUCAUGUUUGUUGCUCAUGUGUCCCUUGUGGCAAGAUCAAAUUUUUCUGCUGUGUACACGAAGCCGACACCUCAAUGCAAAACCAUACACCGGUAUCUUACGGAACUUGAGACCAAACUUGAGAAGCCUCCCAGAUUGCCGGUUAUAUUUGGACGGAUGAUUGAUGGAAUACUACAACAGUUGUUGGACUUGAUUCUUCGAGAUUAUGUUGGCGAAUGGUGCAGUGAUGCAGGCUUCAAAUCUGAUGAACUGCUUCAAGAUCUGAAGGUUGACCUGUGGCAUGUGACCAAGAAUCUUGAAGAAAGACUAUCAAAGAUAGAUCAGACUCGACUGGUCGCAGUUGAUAUGGUGAAUGUAGUGACGCACCAUUUUGAACGAAUAAGACAGGCUCAGGCAUCAGUGACAGGUGGGAAGCUGGUGGAAUUUAACCUGUCUGCACACCUGACAUCACCAGACAAAGAGCGAGAUUAUUUACGCCGGGUUUCAGAACGAUGCAUUGCUCUCCUCUUUCCACCAAACUAUGCAGAGUGCAAUCCAGUCAAGCAUUUGUUACGUGAAAUUCUAGCGUGCAAAGUGUUCUAUCCAGUCAUUGAAAUGCUGACUGAUCCAGACUCCAUCAAUCAGAAAAUUCUCACAUACAUUCAGCACCAGCCACAGUCAGAGGCUCUCAGCAAGAAGGCAUAUGUGUACGCUGCAAAUUUUGAAGAUUUUAUAGAAACGAUCAAAAGUUGCAAUGAUACCGAAGUAUUGAAGCAUAUCAGGUAUAACAUUGUUACUGAAAUAAUGCAGGCCACAACAAACCAUAAUUGGAAAAAGUCUAUCAGGAUGGAUCCUGGCAGAGAAGUAUUUUCCUUCAGUACAGGAAAGGGUGAUAUGCUUCAGACAAGACAGGUGAAGCGCUACAUCGGCCAGUUAACAUAUGCAAAAAACCAGUGCGAGAAACGGUUACGUCUCCUGGGCUGGAUGGGUUACCCUGUAGAGGAAGCAGUCGAGGCCAGCACUAUGAUCACCAGGAAGAUAUUAACGCUCUCUGAAGUGCUGGGGAGUGUGAUUGGUCGCAGAUAUCUAACGCAGUUCUUGGAGCAGGUUGGCAGCGUUUCUCUGAUUGGCUACUGGGCCGCAGUGGAGGAACUUCGCCAAACUAGCCGCAGUAGCUGGCAUCAACUUGGAGCAGAGAUAUUCUACAAGUACAUAAACACACCAUCUCCAGACAUCAGAGUAGACAAGCCAGUUCUGAAGAGAAUGGAAGGUUUUCUUCUUGGAGACAAAGGUCCUGAAGUCUUCUAUGAAGUUCAGGAAGAAGUAGUUAAAACUCUUGAAGAGAAAUUCUAUCCUCCGUUUCUUGUUUCUGAGCUUUAUCAGAAGAUGCAGGUGGCCAUGGAAGAGGUCAGCAUCCCAGAGAAAGAUGACUCAGCCGAUGUACAGACACCCUCAGGGAGCAAGAACCCUAACCUGCACAUUGUCGACAAGUCCAAUUAUGCUCGGCGGAAACUCGAUCAACUGCAAGAGAAACUGAGCAAUAAAAUGCAGGCACUGGAAGCACUGAAGACAUCUCUGAAGCCAGAAUCCAGAGUACUUGCAGUGCUAGAGAAGGAAGUGGAGCAGCUGCAAGGGGAAAAGCGGCAGUUAGAAGCACACCUCACCAGAACAGAAGCCUGGGGUGAACAUCUAGGGCAGUGGCGAGCAGUUGUGCAGUCAGCGGAGCUGUCAGAAGACAAGGAAAUGCUGCAGUUUGUGUUGGUGGUGCAUAUUCUGGAAGAUGAGUUAGAUAAUGAUAGUAUUUCAACUGGCUGGGUCGUCCUGAGAAAGCUCUCUGACUUCCAGGCACUCCACCGUGAACUGUGCCAUAUGAGUCCCAGUGUAAAGAGUCUGGAACUUCCUUCUCAGUCACUUAAGUUCCGAUUUGGGAAAGGAACAAGUUCCCUUGAAAAGGCAAGAAUGCAGAUUCAUAAGUAUUUAAAGUUUGUGCUGGAGGAUGACAGGCUGAACCAAAGUGAGGCCCUCUAUACAUUCCUGAGCCCAAGUUCUGCACAUCUGAAGCAAGUUUCACCUUCCCCAAAGAAAUCCAAGUUUUCACUCUCAACUCUCUUCAAGAGCAGUGCAGAGCUAGGUCGAGAAGCAUUUGGUUCCGGUUCCGCUGGCAGAGACAGCGAUGAAGAAGAUGUUACACUCCUCCUGGAUGAUGGUGAAGGAAGGAGCCCUGUGUUGGGAGAGUCAGGCAUGGAUGGGAUUGCAGAGCCUCUGUACAACCUGCUGGGGGAAGUGUUUGACCUACGCGGUGUCUUCAAGUGGCUCAGGAAGACUCUCAUCACAUUCGUACAGAUCACUUACGGGAGGACAAUAAACAGGCAGGUGUGUGAAACAGUGAGCUGGUUGUUCUCUGAACCAAUGAUAUACUAUUACAUCAAACUCUUACUCAAAUCUUGGUGGCCAAAUGGAAAGCUGACAACGGCUCCAUCACCAAGAACAGAAGAAGAGAAGUUAAGCACAAGGUCUGAGGCACGUCAGCAGUUUCUCAGCAACAUUCCUGAAGUGCUGAGUACCCUAGUGGGUCAGCAGAACGCACAGAGGGGGGCCAUAAAGGUCUUUGAGACACUUCAGGACCCAAGAUUAAACAAGCAGCUCUUUUACGAUCUGUUUGAAGUGCUGCUGUCUGCGCUGUGUCCUGAGCUUAAAAAUGAGUGAUAAAGCACAUUCCAGAGUGGCAGUGUGUGUAUCAGUGGCAUAUGGUAUGGUCCAUCUCUGGUAAAUGGGUGUUCCAGAAGACAGGCAGUGGUAGGACGUGGGACAUCUCAAAUAUAACAAGAUUUUAUUUUCACGCUUUUAAAAGUUAAGAGUUUUAUCUUCUGGGAUACAUGCACUUGUGAACCCACCUCUCUGCCUUGUCUGUUGCUUGGGCCAUGCAUCCAGUGCGCAUAUAUUCCACCUAUCAUUCCUCCCUUUAUCUCCCGUCCCUGGUGGUAAGCAGCUCACUGGUAGUUGAUACCUUGCAUCGGGAGGUUGACUUCGCAGUUUCGUGUGGUUCCUUUGAAAAAUUGUUCUGGUUUGCGGGUGUCUCCUGAUCAGGCAGUCUGGCCCAUCCAUUAUUUGCUGAAGUUUUAUAUUUUUUUAAAUGAACGGGGGGAUUUUACCUCAAGUUUCUUCUGGCUCACCUUGUGAUUCUUUCUUUCAUUUUUUCUCUGGCUAAGAUAUUAUUUGCUCAGGAAUGAGCUUUUCCUAUGUUUUAUCUUGUGUCAUUAAAUAUAUGCAUAUAAUUUAUUGAUAUUCUGUUUACUGCUUUCAUGUGUUGUGUAGUUUGUAUGCCCCCUCCCACUAAUUGUCUCCAUCUCAUUCAGUCCACAGCAGUUCAAGUGGUUUACCCAUGUAACCAAUGGGAUGGUGAUGGUGCACUGUGUAGAUAUCCCAGAAGCAAGAUCUUGUUUCAGCCCCUUUAAAAGUUUAAGGGUUCCGUCUUUUGGGUUAUGAAGCCAUGUAGGUAUCCCAGAAGAAAGAACUCUUCAUCAACACUGCUAUGAGAACCUGAAAAGUGUCUGGGUGAGUGUUGAAAGUGGGCGUUGGUGAAGAGUGUGAGAACAGCAGUGCAGACAACCCACAUUGCUGUUAAAAAAAGAAGUGGGAGAAACUAUUCAGUGAGACCAUACUUUUUUUUUAUUUCUAUGUGAAAUACAUUCCUCUGGUCUGAGCACUGAAUUGUGAUGAUGUGGUUUCUUGGAAUUUGAAGACGGAACCCUUUUGAAGAUCAUGAAGCAGGCGAGUUUUAAUAAGAAUGCUUUCAAGGCCGCUUGGUCUCUCUUAAUUUUAUGUUUGUCUACAGUAUUACUCUUUUGAGGGCUGAUAAGGAAACUUCAGCUGAUGUAGUUAUGGAUAGGACUGUCAGUGCUGUCAACUUGUAUACUUUUUGCAUUACCAUUGUAAACUGUUUUUCUUCAUGCCAGUUGUGAAGAAACAGUGAAGCAUUUUAAAAGUUAAUAACCUGUUUCUCCACUAGAGCGUGACAGAGUAUGUGUGACCAAUCUGUUCAGUUUGCCAUGGAGCAAUGGGCAGUGAGGGAGUGUAUGUAAGCUGUACUUACUUAUGGAGCUAAGCCCUUCUUGAGGACAAUCCAAAUAUGCAGCUACUCAAGAAUUUCCCAGCA
Molecule: messenger RNA, 4444 nt
Organism: Cryptotermes secundus
Lineage: Eukaryota; Metazoa; Arthropoda; Insecta; Blattodea; Kalotermitidae
Gene: snz
Product: sorting nexin-25
Exons: 19
Coding region: 190-2994 (934 amino acids)
Cellular component (GO): intracellular membrane-bounded organelle
Molecular function (GO): phosphatidylinositol binding
Source: RefSeq, a predicted model, not a curated record